AACAAGUUCCAAAGUUGUGUGGGCAGGGGGAAAUGAACAGUUUAAUAUUCUUCUUGUUGUGCAUUACAAUCCCCGCUUUUACCGCACAAAAUGAACAACACCAACAACAGCAAGAAGAAAAUUUCAAUGGCCGAAAUACAGUUAUUGAUGUGAAAGGUGGACCGGAGUCAGUGAUUUGGGUGGUGCAGCUUUCUGAUCUUCAUUUCAGUGUGCACCACCCUGAUAGAGCUUCAGAUUUCAAGUCAAUUGUGGGCCCGACUCUCUCCAUGGUCAACCCUUCUCUUGUCUUCAUUACUGGUGAUCUCACAGAUGGGAAAAGCAAGGACUUACUGACAAUGAAGCAAAAUGAACAUGAGUGGGUGGAGUACCGGAAUGUAAUGGAGGAUGUUAUAACAAGGAGUCGACUUGACAAGAGUAUUUUCUAUGAUGUUAGAGGGAAUCAUGAUAAUUUUGGUGUACCAGUAGUUGGUGGUGCCUUUGACUUCUAUUCAAAGUAUAGCAUCAAUGGACAAUUGGGAAGAAAGAAGAAUGUCAAUAGUGUAACUAUUCAGACAAAUGAUAGGAAACAUCUAUUUGUCGGGAUUGAUAGCACAAUGUCUAUUGGUUUACGAGGCCCAACUAAUCUUUUUGGGCACCCGACUGACCAACUUUUAGCUGAAUUAGACUCAGCACUAUCACAAUGGGAUGCUCAAGAUAAAGAACCCGUGACCAAGAUCUCUUUUGGGCAUUUCCCACUAUCAUUCUCAGCAUCUUCAUCUUCAGGGAGGAGCCUGCAAGAUAUAUUUCUCAAGCAUUCUGUGUCAGCCUAUCUAUGUGGACAUCUUCAUGAGAGAUUUGGUAAUAAUUUGAAGCGGUACCAUCAGUUGAGUAAUAAGUUUCUGUCCUCACAGAAGUUUUUCCAGCUAGGUGUACACCAAACACCUUUGGGAAGUGCAAAAAAUUGUACACCUGGAGCUCCACCAAUUGAAGAAUUUUGGGAAUGGGAGAUGGGUGACUGGAGGAAGAGUAGAGCCAUGCGAAUUUUGGCCAUUGAUAGAGGCCAUGUUUCAUAUAUUGAUAUCAACUUGGGGUCAGGAUCUAAAAGAACUAUUAUAUUGCCCACCUUUCCUCUAGAUUCACGCUUCAUGUCACGGUCUUCGUCGCAUCAGCUGUAUGAAUGUGAACAUAUUAUCCCUCCAUCCUAUGAGACUAUCAGAGCACUGGUGUUUUCUGUUUCCCCCAUUAUGUCAGUCAUAGCCAAAGUCUAUGAUUCAAGAUCAGGGAAUCUUGAUUUGGUUUUGGAGGAACCAAUGAUGAAUCAUGUGGAUAACUUCUCCAGAGGAACUCUUUACACAACACUAUGGAACUACAGGGCAUUUGAGGACUCAUCUCCUAGUAGAUUUUGGCUGCAAAUAGAAGUAACUGAUGUCAUGGGUAGAUCAACUUUGAGUGAACUAAGGCCGUUUUCCAUAAAUGGUCUUACUGCUAAGGUUCCAUGGACAUGGACUGAAAUUUUUGUAAUGGGUUGUCAAUGGGCUGCCUUGUAUUAUCCAAUUCUCUGGUCUGCUCUAUAUUUCCAAUUCUUCAUUCUUCUCAUUCCAAAAGUGGUCCAAAUUUUCUCAAAGAAGCAAUACACGUACAAGAAUUUUGUAGCCAAGAGAGGGUUCAUAAAUGGUAUGGCAUGGGUUCUACAUGAGCUCUCCAAGAUUACUGUAGUAUGGCUUGGUAUUUUGAUUUACUUAUUUUACCUUAUAUUAUUUCCCUGGUUUGUUGGGCAUGUUUUCACUGAAGGUGGGGAUAAGGGGUACAUGACUUAUAUGGGCUGGGUGGUGAAAACCUUUAACAAUAAGGAAAGACAUGAAUAUAUUGGAGUGCCGGAUGUAAUGGUGCUUGUUCUCCCUCAUCUCUUUUUUGUGGUUUUUCCUACUACUUUGGCUAGUGGUGCUUUGGCUGCUGAACAAGUGAUUUAUAGGGAGCAUGUGCGAUCACAUUCAGGGAAGAAAGAAGAUGAUCAUGAUCAGUACAAUAAAAGAGGUCAAACUUCUAACUACAACAGCAAUCGGAAAUCAAAGUUCCUCCUAGAAAGGCGGUGGAUUCGAAAAAUUCUAUUGGUGAUCUGCAUGGCAGUUCUUUUGAAGCAUUUAAUGAAUUGCAGAUCUCUCAUCAAAGCGUAUGAAAUGAACCCGAUAAUCCACUUUCCUGUAUAUAGUCUCACCAUUCCUCUACUGCUGGUGUAUGCCAUCUACAUAACUGGGCAAGUUUAAGGAGUUCCACAGAAAGUAUUCAUCAGUCUCCAUGUUGUAAAGGUAACUAGCAAUGCCUCAGUCAACAUUGUCAAAGAUGUAUAAACACGCAUUUCUUAUGUAGCUGGCACAAAAGCUUGCAUUCAUAGUCAACACGUAACCAGCAAGCAUUUGGCUCACAGCGAAAAUAUUCGAGUACUAUUUAAUAAAUCCAUACGCCAUCUGUAGUUGAUAUAGUCGAGGAUACAUAACAUAGUUUUUCUGCUACAAUUUGGAACACAGAAACCGUAUGUUCUGUGGAAAUUUAUGUUGUGGAAUGUAUUUGUAGAAAUACAUCGAGUGCAAUUUAUUAUUCUAUGGAAUAUGACUUGUUCUACUAA
Mangifera indica (mango) is the source of this 2602-nucleotide messenger RNA. RefSeq names its product putative metallophosphoesterase At3g03305. Gene Ontology annotation, molecular function: hydrolase activity. The transcript has 4 exons. The record is from RefSeq and is a predicted model, not a curated record. NCBI's taxonomy places the organism in Eukaryota, Viridiplantae, Streptophyta, Magnoliopsida, Sapindales, Anacardiaceae. Bases 33 to 2243 code for a protein of 736 amino acids.